AUGGACGUGGGCACGAACGUCUGGGUCAAGACCACUGAUGCCGUCGUGUGGGCGGCAGGCGAGGUGAUUGGCUACGAUGACGUCACUGGCCUCGUGCAAGUGCGUCGCUCCGAUACAGACACUGUCGUCACGCGUCGUUCGCCAGGAAAUGAAACCGACUUGUGUUUACGUAACAUGUCGGUCAACUUGUCCACGACGUCACGUCUCACGUGUCUCGAGCAUCUGCACGAAGCGGCGCUCCUCCAGGCGCUGAGCGACCGCUUUGCGCACAAUGAGAUCUACACGUUCAUCGGCGACAUUCUCGUGGCACUGAACCCGCUGAAACCGCUCCCGACGCUCUACGCAGCGACGCAAUUGGACGCCUACAAGCGCACGAUGCGCCCGUCGGCGUCGGCGCUGUCGCUCCGCGGCAAUGCGGCGGACAAGAAAGGACAGCUACCGCCUCACGUGUUUGCGAUUGGAGGCAAAGCUUUUGGCGGGUUAUGGAACGCGACGGGACGGACGAAUCAAAGCAUCUUGGUGAGUGGCGAGAGUGGGAGUGGCAAGACGGAGAGCACCAAGUUCCUCAUGCAGUUUCUGACGAGCGUGGGACGGGACGCGGCCACGGACCCUGUCAAAACGAAUGGUGCCGUGGACAUUGGCCGGCGGAUCUUGCAGACGAAUCCGAUCUUGGAGUCGUUUGGGAAUGCGCAGACGAUUCGGAACGACAACUCGAGUCGCUUUGGCAAGUUUAUUAAGAUCCAGUUCAGCGCCCAGCACGAGAUCGUGGGGGCGCAGAUCGUGAGCUACUUGCUCGAGAAAGUGCGCGUGUUGCACCAGAAUCCAGGGGAACGGAGUUUUCACAUAUUCUACGAGCUGCUGGAAGGCGCAGACGCGGAGCUGCUGCGUGGAUUGGGACUGGAGAGGGGAGGGACAUACGAGCUUUUGCAUUCAUAUGGACCUCAAUUUGCGCGACAGCGAGCGAUGACGGAGAGGUACGCGCAUCUUUUCGUUGAGACUGUACGGGCUUUUGAGGACACGGGCGUUGAAGAGCCAGAGCGACUCGCGAUCUUCAAGAUUUUGGCAGCAUUGCUGCAUCUUGGCAAUGUCAAUUUUAUGGUGGCGAGUGGACAGGAAACUGAUGCUACCGUUGUGACUGCGCAAUCGCGGUUUCAUUUGGAGAAGUGUGCUGAACUGAUGGGUGUGAGCGUAAACGAAUUGGAGACGCUGUUGAGUAGUCGAGAAAUUAAGGCUGGUGCGGAGGUGAUGGUGCUGAAGCAUGAUCCGGUGCAGGCGAAAGAGAUCUGCCGAUCGCUAGCGAAGGCUGUGUAUGGUCGACUUUUUACGUGGCUGGUGCGUCGUCUUAGUGACGGAAUCAACUACUAUGACUCGGCCGUGUCGAUCUCGGACGAAAGCGACGAGUUGGCUACGAUUGGCAUUCUCGAUAUUUUUGGCUUUGAGAGCCUGAAUAGUAACGGGUUCGAGCAACUCUGCAUUAAUUAUGCCAACGAACGACUGCAAGCACAGUUUAAUGAGUUCGUGUUCGAGCGUGAACAGCAGGUGUACAUUGCGGAGGGUAUCGAUUGGAGGAACAUCUCGUACCCCAGCAAUGCAGCUUGCUUAGCUCUAUUCGAUGACAAGAGCAACGGCUUAUUCUCACUGCUGGACCAGGAAUGUCUGAUGCCAAAAGGAUCAAACCAAGCGCUGAGCACCAAGUUCUAUCGGUAUCAUGGCGGGGACAGGCUCAUAGAAGCGACAGGGCUCCUCCAACAGCCGCAACUUGCUAAGAGUACUCUGCCGCAGCUGAUGUCGUCUUUCAGCAAGUAUUUGCAUCGAUCCGAGUCUCAAGAGAAAGCUGUCCUUCUGGACCUGAAGAAGCACACUUUCUCUGCGUCAAAGAUGGAACGUGUGAACCAUCAGUUUGUGGUGCACCACUUUGCAGGACGCGUGUGCUACAACGUCGAACAGUUCAUUGAGAAAAAUUCGGAUACACUUCCUGCUGAUGCAGGUAGUAUCCUAUCCUCUUCCAGAAACGAAGUGGUGAAGGCGAUCGGGGCAGAGGAUGACGCGGAUAUGCCAGGUGCAGACAACGCAUCAGCUGGACGGCGACGCUAUUCCAUGCUGCGAGCACCUAGUGUGUCUGCACAAUUUAAGAAUCAGCUGGACCGCCUCUUAGUCCAGAUCGGACGCACGGAGGCGCACUACAUCCGCUGUUUGAAGCCCAACGAACUGAAGAAGCCCGGGGUUUUUGAUCGUGUGAGGGUGGUUGAACAAAUGCGCUCCGUUGGUGUGUUAGAGGCAGUCCGUAUCGCACGUCAUGGAUACCCUAUCCGUCUUGCGCAUGCGAGCUUUAUUGAUCUCUUUUCAGGCUUCAAGUGCUUCUUGAGCGAGCGUGAUCGCUCGAUGACGAGUCAUGACUUAGCACAAGCCCUUGUGGCCGUGUUGUCGGCCAAAGACUGUCGGGAAGACACUGUGGAUUGUAAAGAGAACCCCUCCGGCGUUCUGACUGCUGUCACUGAGUACGGCAACGGACGAGUGCUUGAUCGUAAUGAAUGCCAUAAGGACGUGCAGGUGGGCAAGACGUUAGUCUUUUGCCGGUCUACCACCUACACUCGCUUUUGCCGGUACCGCCUCGAAUUGCGCAAUCAUCGUGCGACUGUGCUGCAGAAGCACUACCGCGGGUACCGGCGCCGGAAAUGGUUUCUGGAGCUGCGUGCCGUUGUGGUGCGUGUACAGGCGAUCGUUCGAGGAUUUCUUGGACGGAGGCGCGUGGACAAAUUGCGCCUAUUGCGUCGAGCAAAUGCUGCCACUCGUAUUCAGGCAUGCUGGAAGCGGUCUUCUGCGCAGCACAAGGUUGAGGAGAUGCGUAAGGCCAAGCGCUACGAUGCCGCGGUUCGCCUCAUGCAAAUGCGCGUUCGUCUUUUCCUGGCACAGCGCCACUUUGCAAAAGCUUUGGAUGACAAACGUUGUCUUGCCCAACGCAAAUAUGACGAAUCGGUGAACGAGAAACGGGAGCAUGCUGCUGCUAGCAUUAUCCAGAAGCAUAGUCGGCGGUGGAUUGAUGAGAACCGGUGUGUUACGAUGAGACUUCAGCGUUUCCGAUUGAUGGUGGCGUUUAAUAAACUGCGUCGCGCGUGUCUGGCCUCGCCGGCAACAAGUGAAGUGGAGGCUGAACCGUCCCCUAGCGAUGAUUGCUCGACGGGUAGUUCUGAGAGAUGCCAAGAGUCUAAAUCAUUUGGUGACGAGCUGACUCGGCCAAGCUUGGAGCAAGAAGACAGCUCAACUUGUGAUGACCGUAUGGAGCCCUUGAUUUGUGUUUCCGCCUCCGCCUACCGCCCUUCCAACAGCAGACAACGUAGUCGCGCGAACAACGGCAGCCACCGACGGUGUAGAAGUAGCAGCCGUGACGUAGACCGCAACACGCUGCUUGAGAACGAGAUAUUGCGCCUGCAGCAGAUGCUCGCGGACCAUCGGAGUGGUCGCGAUGGUCAUUCUCGGGACCGAUGGCGCCGAUCGUUGAAUAACGCUUGCCCACGGCGAAGUGUGCCUAGUGAUGAGCACUCGGUCCGAGCUCCACGCUCAGACCGUCGUCGUUAUUCAACCGAUGGUACUCUAUCCGACGAUGAAGGCGGUGAAAUCGACGAUAAUGUAUCACUUUUGCCUCCGCGCCGCGCGCAGAGUGUGGUGCCCGGGAAGCAGCUCGACCACGUUUCCAUAAUAUCGCGAAAGAUUGAGGAGCUGGACGAAAAAUGCAAGUUUCUGGAACACGUCGUGGCUCGCAAGAACUACGAGGAAGCGACGCACGAGUCUUUUGCGUACAGCCGGGGGUCACUCUGCGGCAGGGAGCGCUUCCCGUCUGCGGACGGCUCCUUGUGCGGUGACCCUUCUGUGAGCGAAGCGGGCUCGGACGUGGACUCGAUCAUUUUCAGCAUUCAAAGCCAGAUGGACAAGCUCCGUCAGUCGAUUGCAGUGAAGGGACAAGCCCUCCAGACGUCGGGUAAAUCCUGUACCAUGUCGUUUUCGUCAAGCACACGGCCAACGCGGUCUUCGUCUGCUGCCUCGACGACAUCGUUUCCCAACUUUCUGAUGGGCGAGGUUCCACGAAGCCUGUCGUCGCUCCCGCUUUCCGAGUCGCAGUUGUCGACCGGUGGGUCGUCCCAUGCAAACAGCCGCCAAAGUGGCGGCAGUUUGCUCGGGUUUCCGUUGACGCCAACGUCCUCGGUAGCGUCGUCGCUUUAUCAAGUGCCAUCACGUUGCGCACCCGCGAAUUUUGGCGGCCCAGGCAUGCCACGCAUCGUGAAGUGGGCCCGGUCUAACAACUGCUACGAGUGUGAGGAGCCAUUCAAUCUAUUCGUGCGGCGUCACCACUGUCGAAUGUGCGGUAACUCGUUCUGCCACGAGCACUCGAACCGACGCGUGUCUGUGUUUGGCAUCGGCUUUGACGAUGGACCUGUGCGUGUUUGCGACAAGUGCUUCACCGAGUACUAUGAAGCGCCACAGGCACCGCUUCCGCCGCAGUAUCCGUCUCAAUACGGCUUUGCAUCCAGCGCAAUGUCCACGUCAUCGCGUUACAAUGGGUUGUAG
This is a messenger RNA of Peronospora matthiolae, 4563 nucleotides long. The record is from the annotation of a GenBank genome assembly. Lineage: Eukaryota; Oomycota; Peronosporomycetes; Peronosporales; Peronosporaceae.